Bombina bombina (fire-bellied toad) is the source of this 4895-nucleotide messenger RNA. RefSeq names its product FHF complex subunit HOOK interacting protein 2A (gene FHIP2A). The transcript is spliced from 17 exons. The coding region runs from base 306 to 2591 and encodes 761 amino acids. Lineage: Eukaryota; Metazoa; Chordata; Amphibia; Anura; Bombinatoridae. The record is from RefSeq and is a predicted model, not a curated record.
CACUAUGUGUGUGCCAGUAGCAGUGUGAGUGCAUUAGAGCUGAGUGUGUGUAUUCUCUGUGUGUGUCACUAGCAGGCAGCAGAGGGCUAUGUUUGUAUUGUGGGCUAUGUUUGUAUUGUGUGUGUGACAAGCUAGCCAGCUGUGUGUUGUCAUUGUGUGUGUGUUAUUAGUGUAGUGUCCCUCUGUGUUGAGCGCUGUCCCCGUAGUGUGACCCUGCUUGAUUCUCCAAUCUGGAGCGGCGGCGGCAGAAAAUCUCCGACUUCUCCAGGUCCUCCCGGGAAAAGCUGCUCCAGCAGCGGGAGAAGAUGUUCUCAAAGUUCACCUCCAUCCUCCAGCACGCCGUAGAGGCGCUGGCACCUUCUCUUCCUUUACAAGAAGACUUUGUGUACCACUGGAAGGCAAUAACGCAUUACUAUAUUGAAACAUCUGACGACAAAGCUCCAGUAACCGAUACAAACAUACCCUCACAUCUGGAGCAGAUGCUGGACAUUCUGGUGCAAGAAGAGAAUGAGAGAGAGUCUGGAGAGACAGGACCGUGCAUGGAAUAUUUAUUACACCAUAAAGUCUUGGAAACCUUGUAUACUCUGGGAAAAGCUGAUUGUCCCCCGGGUAUGAAACAGCAGGUUCUGGUUUUCUACACAAAACUUUUAGGAAGAAUCAAGCAGCCUCUUCUUCCUCAUAUUAACGUGCACAGACCAGUCCAGAAACUAAUAAGACUUUGUGGAGAGGUUUUGGCAAACCCAACAGAAAAUGAAGAAAUCCAGUUCUUGUGCAUUGUGUGUUCAAAGCUGAAGCAGGAUCCAUAUUUGGUCAACUUCUUUCUGGAGAACAAGUCAAAAGUAUCAACAGGAUCUUCCAACAACUUUGUCAGUCAUCCUGGAGGUAGCCAGGGAGAAAUUCUUAAUAAUGACACUGGUCAGGCCCCUCCUCCUGGCGAGGCAUUGAACACCCCUGUAAUAGAGGGGAGCCCCUGCGUGAGCUCACUGCAGUCUGCUGAUCUUGCCACAUCUUCAGAAGAUCAGAAUGCGUCUGCACCACCAGAAGCCGCUGCCAAUCAUACGCACCAGGAUUAUAAUUUAGUGAACUCUCUACUGAACCUCACAAAAAGUCCGGACGGCCGUGUUGCUGUAAAAGCUUGUGAGGGGCUUAUGCUUCUUGUAAGUUUGCCAGAGCCAGCAGCUGCCAAGUGCCUAACACAGAACACCUGUUUGUGCGAACUUCUGACGAAUAGACUGGCGUCCCUGUACCGUGCUCUGCCCCAGUCUAUUGACCCUCUGGAUAUAGAAACUGUGGAAGCCAUUAACUGGGGUCUGGAUUCCUACAAUGUAAAGGAAGAUGCUUCUGCUUUCCCUGGAAAACGUGACCUCAUUUCUUUCUUGUCUUGGUUUGACUAUUGUGACCAGCUCAUCAAGGAAGCACAUAGGAUGGCUGCUGUUGCAUUGGCCAGAUCUGUGCGGGAGCAAUUUCUCAUUGGUGUCAUGGAACCUCAGCUCAUGCAAACUUCUGAGAUUGGGAUCCUCACAGCAACAGCUUUACUUCAUCGCAUUGUGAGGCAAGUGACAUCAGACGCUCUUCUUGAUCAGAUUGUGUAUUUUCUCCUUGGAGAGAAUCGGGAGCCAGAGACGCUACGUGAUAUUCAGAGGACGCCUCUUCGGCAUCGUUUGAUUGAACACUGCAACCAUAUAUCAGACGAGAUCAGCAUAAUGACACUUCGUCUGUUUGAACACCUCUUACAAAAACCUAAUGAACACAUACUGUACAACUUGGUCCUGCGAAACAUUGAGGAGCGAAACUACACCGAAUACAAACCUCCUUGUCCGGAAGACAAAGAUGUAGUGGAGAAUGGACAGAUAGCAGGGGCAGUUGACUUAGAGGAAGAUCCGAUUUUUACAGACUUGUCUCCAGACAACACACUUUCAAAAGAGUGGCUGAGUGCAUCACCGCCCAUUACUCCAGACCAUCACCGCAAUGACGGAAAGACUGAGGUGCACAAGAUCGUAAACAGUUUUCUGUGUCUUGUUCCUGAUGAAGCCAAGUCAUCCUACCAGGUGGAGGGCACAGGGUAUGACACCUACCUCAGAGACGCCCAUAGACAGUUCCGUGAUUACUGCGCAAUCUGCCUGCGAUGGGACUGGCCUGGCUCUGCCAAAGCCAUUGAAAAGUGCAAUUUAGAUGCUCCGUUCUUUGAAGGACACUUCUUGAAAGUUUUAUUUGACAGAAUGGGCAGGAUACUUGAUCAGCCCUAUGAUGUGAAUCUACAAGUGACAUCAGUGCUGUCUAAGUUAUCCCUGUUUCCCCAUCCACACAUUCAUGAAUUCCUGUUGGAUCCCUAUGUUAAUCUGGCCCCAGGCUGUCGGUCACUGUUCUCUGUUAUUGUCAGGGUGGUUGGAGAUCUCAUGCUAAGAAUACAGCGGAUCCCAGAUUUCACUCCAAAACUGCUACUUGUAAGGAAAAGAUUACUAGGACUGGAACCUGAUGGCCCAAUUGUUGACCAUAUGACGUUAUUGGAAGGAGUGAUUAUAUUAGAGGAAUUCUGCAAAGAGCUAGCUGCCAUAGCGUUUGUCAAGUUCCACAGCUCCAGCACGCCCUGAUGUUUUAAACAAAUUGGAUUUUACAUACCUGCGAGACCAAAAGUUACUUUUUAAAAAAAAUUUAAAAAUGUGCAAAUGGAUUCUAACUUCACUUUGGACAAGAAGGGAAACUUGACACUUUAUUAUGCGUAUUUGUCUAUUGUGACCGCGUCUACAAUGCCAGACGUGUUUUCUGGUUUUACUGCCCUCACCAUGGGAACAAGUUGAAUCAAAUGUCUGACGAUUAUUUGGAGACUUCAGAUUACAUUGCUUUGGUCACUUUAAGUAUUAAUUGUUUUACAUACUUUUUAAGGCUGUUCAUCCGUUAUUAUGGGCUUCUUGUUUUUUAACAUGUUCAGCAAACUGAAUUUUUAUUUUUUAUUUUAAACUGGAUUCGUGCAAAGGAGGAGAUAAUAUCAAAAUCUAAAUAUGUAAGCAAAAAAAAAAAAAAAGAAAAUUCUCUCAGAACUUUAUCCCGGAAACAUUGGGCUUAUUUAUGGAUUGUUUAGUCCAAUAAAAUUAUUUUGCAAAUUUAAGAGAACUCCUUGGAUAUCUACUUUAAUUGUAUUGAAGAGCGUCAGGAAGUACAACCCAAAUUCAUAGCUUCUGUUCCGGAAAGGAGUGCAACAAUGUUACUUUUUUGUAUCAAAAACAUGAUAGCAUGAAAAUAAUGGUAUUGUAAAGAGAAAAAAGCAUAUAUAUGGGUCAUGUAUUCCUUGCGUAAUAGGCAUUAGGUGUUUAAUGUUUACUGCAAGAAAUAGGAUUGAGCAAUUGUCCAUUGCAGGUCAGAACCAAGUUUGUGUUGUUUAGCCAAGUGGUCAAAUUUUGUUAAAUUAACAGUGCAAUGUACACAAAUGUCCUCACUUCAAUAUAGAGCUCGGCAGAACCAUUUCCAAAGUUGAUUCAUAAUGGGGAAAAAAUGAUUUCACCAUUAGAUCAGCAUGCUUCUUAUAAGGAAACAGCUUGCUAUAAAACACAGUACAAUAAUAUUCUGAAUGAAUGGUUAAAAGGAUAGAAAUGUCAGAAUUGAAAUGUGCAUGGCUGCAUUUCAACUUUAUAUAGAAACAUUUGUCCAAUAUAGUUCCAUUAGCAAAAAUGCCUAUAGUCAAAGUUAUUAACCUGUUUUUCAACGACAUACGCACAUAUGCUGGGAAAGCUUCACAGGAACAAAACACACCACAGCCAGCUCUCUGAGCUUAAAUAAUGGUGCACAAGCCUUCACAGCAUAUGUGCAUAUGCCGCAGGAAAAACACUAAUAGCUUUAACUAGACACAUGUAUUGCAAAAAUACUUCAAUGCAUAAUGGAAAUGCAACCGUACACACACAAAGAAAUCUGCUGACCCUGUAUCUUCGUCACAUUGGUUGGGAAUUCCCGACUACCAUUAAUCUAUAGAAUUUUUACCUCUUGUGUUGGUGAAACUCCCUUUCUUCUAAUCAAUCAUGUGUUCCCAUAUACUUUUGCAAUGCUGAAACAAAUCAGUCCUCUUUUUCCUGUCUCAAUUCAUCUUUUGAUUGGUUAUUUUAAAGGGACAUUAAACUUAAUAUUUAAUCUCACAGUAAAAUGCUCAGUUAAAUAAAAGAAAACAACAUUGCAAUAUACAUUUAUUAUUUAUUUUGCCUGGUUUAGCUGUAAAACAUCAUACUUAAAGGGACAUUAAACACUUUGAGAUGGUUAUAUAAAAUGAUGAAACAUAUAUAUAAUUGGAAAUGGAAGUGCAGAACACUGUUAUAUUCCACACAGCCAUUGGCUGCACACUCUAAUGACCUAAUUGGCCACAGCAGAGAAUGUAACCUAAGUUACAACAUGGCAGCUCUCAUUGUUUUAUAGACAAUAUAUAGUAUAUAUAUAUAGUCAAUAUUUAAACAGCCAAUGAAACAUUAAAAAAUACAGCUAUUUCAUUCAUCAUUCUAUCUAGCAUUUUUGUAGUGUUUAGGUAUAUAGUGACAUUUAUGUGAGCAUGCAGGAAAUUCAUUAAUUUGUUGUAGCCAAUCAGUAACACAUUUACAUUUGUUACUAAUUGGCUGCAGCAAAUGAGACAAGGAAAAUUUGUCCCACCAGGUUUUGUGAACUAUUUGUCCCACUAGGUUUGUGAACUAUUCUUUAUUUGCAAAACCUUGUACAUUUACUAACAGUGACAGUGUUAUAUGAUUUUGCAACAUUUAGCUUUGCAAUGCAGCUCUAAAUUGCUGAUAUAAUAAAUGUUCUGUUUCACGUCCCUUUAAAUGAGCCACUUCUCUUGUGCCAUAUUCUUUCAUUCUGCUGUUUAUUGCUUCUGCCACAUGCUGCUAUAUUUGAUUAAACCAUCCAGAAUCUAAAAAUUCUCA